Messenger RNA from Fimicolochytrium jonesii, 737 nucleotides. Its product is annotated as PIG-P. NCBI's taxonomy places the organism in Eukaryota, Fungi, Chytridiomycota, Chytridiomycetes, Spizellomycetales, Powellomycetaceae. The transcript is spliced from 4 exons. The record is from RefSeq and is a predicted model, not a curated record. Bases 1 to 432 code for a protein of 143 amino acids.
AUGGCAUCCCGCGCCCACCGCCCCGCACUCACCGCCGACGCACACCGCCGCACAUCCGAGAAGCGCGAGUACUACGGCUUCGUCGUCUAUCUCGGCUCUUUCGUCGCUUUCGCUUCAUACCUCCUCUGGGCCCUCUGUUCAGACGACCUCCUACACGCAUUCGGUGUCUCCUACUACCCCACCCGAUGGUGGGCCCUCGCCCUCCCAGUCCACUUCCUAGGCUGGAUCCCCUUCAUCCUGCUCAUGUUCACGGGCAUCAAUAUGUGGCGCACGCCCGCUUUGGGCUCGUUGGAUACCGUUUCUGACACUCACGCAAACCACUUCUCGGUCCCCCUCGACCCCGCCAAAAUCGCAAAGCUAUGUGGGCAGGACUCGAUCCCCGAGAUCGAGGAUAUGCCCAUCUCGUUUGUCAAUCGAUUGCUCUAUGGAUGAUGAGUGUCAUCAUUCCGCUCCGUUGUAUAUACUGUGUAGUACCAUUUUUGGGAUCAUAAACAGCCCAGUUCCCCAUGGUCGCCGAUACAUGGGGACCCUCUUCCUUCCAUUAUAAGCAAGCCAAAUGUACAAUCUAUCCCACAGAACAUGCGGGGGCACUUACUCAAUGGACAGGGAGAAAAAAGCUCUAUGGGAAACUCAAUACCAAAACUCCUUACAUUCCCCUCACAGUGGAACAGGAUUGAAAGAAGACAUACUACGGAAAGGAAAAGGGGUACGCCUGGGUGAGGAAGGGUAUUUCACUU